Molecule: messenger RNA, 591 nt
Organism: Notothenia coriiceps (black rockcod)
Lineage: Eukaryota; Metazoa; Chordata; Actinopteri; Perciformes; Nototheniidae
Product: dynein heavy chain 5, axonemal-like
Exons: 4
Biological process (GO): microtubule-based movement
Cellular component (GO): dynein complex
Molecular function (GO): dynein intermediate chain binding; dynein light intermediate chain binding
Source: RefSeq, a predicted model, not a curated record
GCAAACUUGGCAGUGCAGCAGAAUCGUCUGGCCAUAGCUAAUGUGGACCUUCAGAAGGCCCAGGCUGAGCUGGAUGCCAAGCAAGCCGAGCUGGAUGUGGUACAGGCGGAGUACGAGAAGGCCAUGAUGGAAAAACAGACCCUGCUGGAGGACGCUGAGCGCUGCAGACACAAGAUGCAGACGGCGUCCAGUCUCAUCAGCGGCCUGGCUGGUGAAAAGGAGAGAUGGACUGAGCAGAGCAAAGAGUUUGCUGCCCUGACCAAACGCCUUGUUGGUGACGUUCUUCUGGCCACAGCGUUCCUCUCUUACUCUGGCCCCUUUAAUCAGGAGUUUCGUAACCUCCUACAGAAUGACUGGCAGCGUGAGUUGAAGCAGCGUCACAUCCCGUUUGGGAACAACCUCAAUCUGACCGAGCUCCUUAUUGACGCACCCACUGUUAGUGAGUGGAACCUACAGGGGCUCCCUAAUGAUGACCUGUCCAUUCAGAAUGGCAUAAUUAUCACAAAGGCUGCCCGAUUUCCCCUCCUGAUCGACCCCCAGACGCAGGGAAAAAUCUGGAUCAAGAACAAAGAAGCCAGGAAUGACCUGCAG